UGGUAGGUUGGGGGGGGGGGGCGGGUGAGAGAGAGCGCGAGCAGCAACUGCACCGGUUGUGAUACCCCCUCCCUCCUCCGUGUGUUGUUAGAUAGGAAGCGCAGAAAGCUCCUCCUGUGAGAUGGAGGGGGGGGGGAAGGAGAGAGACUAGGAUAGCCUCCGCCUCAAAGCAAAGUGCAGAGCAGCGACCUUCCCUUCUUUCUCUCCCUUGUACCCUCCUCAAAUCCCGUCCCCCACUCCUCCUCCUCCCCUCCACUGGUGGGUGAAGGAAGGUCAUGAGGGAGCAGAGCGGGACGCGAGCGAAAACAUCCCGCGCGGGAAAGGAGGGCUUCAGGAUUUUAUUCUUCUUCUUCCUUCCUUCCUCCCUCCCCCGGGUCCGCCUCCCGCUGCUUUCCUCCUGUGGGGAAGACCGGUGGACCUGAGGCGGUCGCAAACUGACACGCCGGCCGGCUGGGGGAGAAGGUUGUCUCUCUGUGUGCGUGUUGGUAUUUUGGGAACACGCGCAAGCUCCAGCUGAGGCUGGUCGUAGCGGCAGCGCUAGGACGGGGCUCCCUCUCGGCACCAACACGUACCUUUCCCUUUUUUGGGCAGGGGAGAAGCUGGCAGGUUGCUGGAGCCUGACCUCUCGCCCCCUUCCACACGUGUCGUUGCCCCGCGCUCCUGCUGCUUACAGACAAGUUGGAUUAAGUGCCGCCUUCUGAAAAUGUUCUGUGCUGCAUCCUCACAUAUAUUCAAUCAUAAACUUAAAUCGUCUCAGAAGGACAAGGUCCGCCAGUUUAUGGCAUUUACCCAGGCUGGUGAAAGGACUGCUAUAUACUGUUUAAUGCAGAAUGAGUGGAAACUAGAAGUGGCAACAGACAACUACUUCCAGAACCCAGACUUGUACUACAAAGAAUCCAUGAAAAAUUCAAUAGACAGAAAGAAAUUAGAACAAUUGUAUAACAGGUACAAAGACCCACAGGAUGAAAAUAAAAUUGGCAUUGAUGGUAUUCAGCAGUUUUGUGAUGAUUUAAGCUUGGACCCUGCCAGUAUCAGCGUUUUGGUCAUAGCAUGGAAAUUCAGGGCAGCCACUCAGUGUGAAUUCAGUAAGAAAGAAUUUGUAGAUGGCAUGACAGAACUGGGGUGUGAUACUACAGACAAGUUAAAAGCUCUUUUGCCAAGACUGGAACAAGAAUUAAAGGACCCAAUGAAAUUUAAAGAUUUUUAUCAGUUUACAUUUAAUUUUGCAAAGAAUCCUGGACAGAAAGGUUUAGAUCUAGAAAUGGCAAUUGCAUAUUGGAAUUUAGUCUUAUCAGGAAGAUUUAAAUUUCUAGAUCUUUGGAAUAAAUUUUUAUUGGAACAUCAUAAAAGAUCAAUCCCUAAAGAUACUUGGAAUCUUCUUUUAGAUUUUGGAAAUAUGAUCGCAGAUGAUAUGUCAAACUACGAUGAAGAAGGAGCGUGGCCAGUUCUAAUAGAUGACUUUGUGGAAUAUGCACGACCAGUAGUUACAGGAGGAAAGCGUAAAGCUUCCUAACCAUAGACUCUCCUUAGUGGACUUAAGUUUGCAGUUUGUACUGCAUCAGGUAAUGAAGACAUUUUGGCCAAUAACUGUGCACACUGUUCAGUAGUCGUGGUGGGAUGCCACUGACAGAAUGGAAAUCACUACUUCUGCUUCAAAGAAAAUGAUGGCUGACUCAUGGACUCUGCAAGAAGGAAGUCCGAAGAUAGCCCAGGCUGUUUGUAGGAUAUUGGCUUCAAUUAUUGUACUGGUUGUAUCAUAUAGGAUGUAGAUUUUGCAUGAUUUUAUACUUUGAAGAAGUUUAACUAGAGGCCAUUUUAGUAAAGUUUUGACAGCACAGCAUGCCAUUCAGUUCAUAACCCAGGGUGAACACCAGCAGUUACAUAAUUACAACUGUAUUAUAUUGUACUUAUAUUAAAAGCAGUAUUUGUGGUAUAUAAAUUAAAUCCCUAAAUAAAA
Molecule: messenger RNA, 1957 nt
Organism: Heteronotia binoei (common prickly gecko)
Lineage: Eukaryota; Metazoa; Chordata; Lepidosauria; Squamata; Gekkonidae
Gene: DCUN1D2
Product: defective in cullin neddylation 1 domain containing 2
Exons: 8
Coding region: 704-1513 (269 amino acids)
Biological process (GO): positive regulation of ubiquitin-protein transferase activity; protein neddylation
Cellular component (GO): ubiquitin ligase complex
Molecular function (GO): ubiquitin conjugating enzyme binding; cullin family protein binding; ubiquitin-like protein binding
Source: RefSeq, a predicted model, not a curated record